UCUGAUUCAGGAUACACUCAACUGGUUUAAAAGAGCAGUUUCCCAGAUUUCUCCUUGGAGCUGUUACUGACUACGGUGCAGCAAGCAAGAGCAAGAAGAAAGCGCUACCUGUGAGCCAAUGCCUGGUUCCUUCCCACCCUGUGUGGCCUUCACACGGCUGUGGCUGACUCUACUGGUUGUGAUCCCUGUCAAUGGACAACAUGAAGCUGCACUGCAGUCUGUGAUUUCACUUGAGCCUCCAUGGACCACUUUCUUUCAAGGAGAGGCCGUCACACUGACUUGUCGUAGAUAUGGCUUCUCCUUACCCCAGAAGACAAAAUGGUACCAGAAAAGAAAAACACUGAAGCCAACCCAAGAAACUUCUGCCUUACAGAUCCGUGAUUCCGGAGAGUAUUGGUGCCAAGCCGACAGCUUGCUCCCAAGCAUGCACGUGAACUUGGUCUUUCUCAAAGCUUCCCUGGUGCUGCAAGCUCCACCUGCUGUGUUCGAAGGAGACUCUGUGGUUCUGAGGUGCCACACAGAAGAAAGCGUAAAACCAGAGACCCUGACAUUUUACAAGAAUGGUCUGCCAUUACCUCAUCAAAGUUCUGAGCUCCAUAUUACCCGUGCAAAUCUGAAGGACAACGGUCAAUACGAAUGCACUAAGAAGAAUUGGUUUCGGACACUCACCUAUUCCAAUAAGGUCCGCAUUCAAGUUCAAGAGUUGUUCCCACGUCCUGUGAUGAUGGCCAGACCCUCCCAGCCCAUAGAUGGAAGUCCAGUGACCCUGGCCUGUCAGACCCAGCUCGCUGCACAGAGGUCAAAUGCCCAGCUCCAGUUCUGUUUCUUCAGAAACCUCCAGGCUCUGGGGUCAGGCUGCAGCAAGUCCUCAGAGUUUCAUGUUUCUGCCAUAUGGGCUGAAGAGUCAAAGUGGUAUCAGUGCAAGGCAGAAAGAAUGAAUUCCCAAGUUGGAAAGGGAAGCAGAGCGUUCACAGUUCCAGUGCAGGGAGCUCUUGCGGACUUCCAAACACACAUCGUCCCAGCCUCAAAGGUGGUGUUUGAAGGGCAGUUGCUGUUACUCAACUGCUCAGUAAAAGGAGUCCCAGGGCCUCUCAAAUUCUCCUGGUACAAAAGGGACAUGCUGAAUAAAGAAACCAAGAUUCCUAAGUCCUCGGAAGCAGAAUUCAAGAUCUCUGAGGUGAACAGCAGUGAUGCAGGGGAGUAUUUCUGUGAGGUUAACAACAGCCGCCGAAGCUUUGUCAGCAGGGCAGUUCCCAUCACCAUAAAAGUCCCAGUAUCUCAGCCAGUUCUCACCCUAAGCGCUGGCAAGACCCAGGCCUUGGAGGGAGAGUGGAUGACACUUCAUUGUCAAUCCCAGAGGGGUUCUCCAUGUAUCCUGUAUGAGUUCUACUAUGAGAAUGUCUCCCUGGGGAAUAGCUCUAUACUCUCCGGAGGAGGAGCAUCCUUCAAUUUCUCUAUGAGCACAGAGCGAUCUGGAAACUACUCCUGCACAGCAGAUAAUGGCCUGGGAGCCCAGCGCAGUGAGGCUUUAUGGAUCUCUGUCUUUGCUCCUCCAGACACGGCCAAGAACAGAAGAAGUGUUCCUGUGGUGGCCGGAAUCACUGUGGGACUGCUCAUCAUGGCUGUUGGAGUGUUUCUGUUUUAUUGCUGGUUCUCUAGAAAAGCAGGGGGAAAGCCUGCCUCUGAUGACUCCAGGAGUCCUUCAGAUUCAGAAUCCCAGGAGCCUACCUACUACAACAUACCUGCCUAUAUAGAACUGCAGCCAGUGUACAGCAAUGUAGACCCAAAAGAAGACGUGAUUUACACAGAAGUACGGAGAACUCAACGAAGACAGAAACAUGCAGUUCAGGAGUCUGAAAGCCCAAGAUCAAGGAACCAGACUGCUGAGAAAAAGUAGGACAUGUCUCCUCCAAG
Apodemus sylvaticus (European woodmouse) is the source of this 1914-nucleotide messenger RNA. RefSeq names its product Fc receptor-like protein 5. Gene Ontology annotation, biological process: cell surface receptor signaling pathway. Gene Ontology annotation, molecular function: transmembrane signaling receptor activity. Bases 119 to 1897 code for a protein of 592 amino acids. The record is from RefSeq and is a predicted model, not a curated record. NCBI's taxonomy places the organism in Eukaryota, Metazoa, Chordata, Mammalia, Rodentia, Muridae. The transcript is spliced from 12 exons.